Molecule: messenger RNA, 1717 nt
Organism: Folsomia candida
Lineage: Eukaryota; Metazoa; Arthropoda; Collembola; Entomobryomorpha; Isotomidae
Exons: 2
Coding region: 21-464 (147 amino acids)
Source: RefSeq, a predicted model, not a curated record
UAAUUUUUUAAAACUUCAACAUGUCACUAUGUUGUCAGGGUUGGUUAAUAGUGCCAGUGCAAGCUCCGGCGGCGGCGGAAAUGUGGGUUACACAUCCUAAAAUUUUAAACGUACUGCUAAACCACUAUUAUCCUACGGAAAGCUUGCAGAUACUUUCCGAUACGCUGGGCACUCCGGCAUGGAAAUACUAUUCACUCACGUGGUUGAAUUACCACGACCCGUACUCUCUUAUUAGAGAGAUAAUGCACUCUUGGAAAAGUAGGGUGGGAAUUGGAGCAACUGUCGCAGCGUUAGAAGUAAUUUUGAGUGACCUUAACGCCCAGGACUGCGCUGAGCGCAUUCAUCCCUUUGUAAAUUUGAUGGAAGAACCUCAAUCUGAUGAACCUCAUCCCGCAAUACUUCCACCGGUGGAAAUUAUGAAGGCAUGGUGGAUAUUAUUGGUCGCAGCGUUGCUGAUUAUUUAGCUUGCCGUAAUUAGCUUAGUAAUACCCAGGCGGUCGUCAUUUCGUGAGGAAAAGGUCACCUUCGGCCUACAACUCGGCACAUCUUCGGCCAUUGUUCACAACAUGGAAAUAAUUUGUUCCAACGCGAACGGUGGAGUUUUACUGAAUGGGGAUCGGAACAGGCAGGGUGGACCAAGUGAACUUCGUCGGUUGUAAUGUUGCCGUUGCGGUGAAAGGAAAUCAUAACGCGGUCGAGUCCGUCGCCAUAGGAAAAUCUCGGGUGGGCAUCUUACUCUCUGGGGAGGGCAAUACGGUGCGGAGUGUAGCUGUCAGGAGGGUGUGCAAGUAUGGGGUGUAUGUGGAAGGUGAGAGAAACCUGGUGGAUGGCGUGGUUAUAUGGAAUGUUCCUUUGGGCGUGGUCAUCGUGGGGAAUGAGAAUAAGGUUUGUGGUUAGAUAUUUUCAUAUGGAAGUUAUGGAAUAGUGAUUCAUAAGAAUCCCAGUCAGAUUCGAAUCCAACUUCGGCCUAGUCUAUUAUAGUCUAAUGUGCGAAAUUUGAGUACGAAUCAAAUCCGGGAUCAGAAUGGUGAGUACGAAUCUGACUCAUGUUUUUUUUAUGGAGGCCUCCAUGUCGAUUUCGACGCCGAUUUUAAUGACGUAAUAUAUUUCCGUUCCAUUUACAUAGGUCCGGAAUCUCAACUAUGCCAAAGACAACAAAGCCGGGAUUGGGUUUGGUGCCAUCUCUGUGAUUAACGGGACAGGGACAGAACUCCAGAACGUGACGUGUCAAGAACUACAAGAAGACAAGGGGGAUUAAGGCAUCCUAAUCAACCCUGAAUGGUCCGAGGGGGACUUAAUCGAUAUCAAAAACUGUCCCGUUUGGAUGAACGGAACAGGGCAUGAUGUUCCUCACGGGGUUAACAUUGCGGGAGUAAAUGAAUUUUCUUGGGCAUGCGCAACUCGCUUAGAACCUGUUUUAGUGAGUAAUUCCGACGAGCUCAACAAAGCCCUGGCGAACAUGGCUUCCCUAAAAAAGGUCAAUUGUCCACGUGCCAAUCGAAUAAUUUUGGGGGAGGGGGACUUUACACUAGAAAAACCAUUCUUAGCGUCGAUGGAGUAUUUUAUAUUGGAAGGGCAGGGUCCGAGGGGAACGAUUUUGAGGGUUUGAUAUGCAAUAUUUUAAAAUGUUACAUCUUUUUUUUUGAAAAUUAUUUUGUAACUAAUUAUUGGUCAGGAUAUGUCUAUGCAUAAAUAUCGAAGUACCUAGGAAAAUUUA